ACUUCCAUAGUCUGUUACUAUUCCAUCUUCCCGUUCACCCAAAACUCCAAAACAAUCCUCACUUUGCCAUCACACAUCGAGCUUCCACCUUCCGGCAGCGUUUUCCGGCAACCGGCAACCGGCACCCGGCACCGUCCUUCCUUCUUUCUCUUCGUUUAGUUCUGGUGAACUUGUGGGUUUGAGAUUGUGAUCUCUUAGGAAAGAUGAGACUGCUAACACACAACAUGCUGUCAUCAAACAUAAGGGGCGUGGUGAAUGGGUUUCCAUUGCGCAUUGAAGCAGGGAAAGUGGUGGAAAAGAAUGUGGAAAUAAAUGGUGAUUUUCUAAAGAACAUGUUUGUCAAGAUUGAUUGGAAGGCUUUUGUUGAAGCUUCACAAUCCAUGGGAUACACUGAAUUACCUGAGGAGGCUGACUCAUCCAUGUUGGAUUCAGAUGAGUUUUUGAACAGGUUUCACCAUGCACUCUUGGAACUCCACCUUGAAGAAGGUGCUCUUGUUUGCCCUGAGACAGGACGACGAUUCCCUGUCAGUAAAGGCAUUCCAAAUAUGCUUCUUCAUGAGGACGAGGUUUGAAUUUUGUUAUUAGCCUAUUAUCACCUUCACCUGUUUUGUAGAACACUCAUGAGUUAUUAUGUUUUUUGUCACUCUGUAGUUAAAAUGCUGGUAACGGAAAGAAUUUAACUGAAAUUUGAGUUUAUAUAAAACUCUGUUUAUUAUGUUAUGACAAAUGUUGUAUGCUCUGGCUAACUGAUUUGAUUAUUGUUUGAUAAUUUCACUAUCU
Cicer arietinum (chickpea) is the source of this 780-nucleotide messenger RNA. RefSeq names its product multifunctional methyltransferase subunit TRM112 homolog A-like. Gene Ontology annotation, biological process: rRNA (guanine-N7)-methylation; tRNA methylation; peptidyl-glutamine methylation. The record is from RefSeq and is a predicted model, not a curated record. Gene Ontology annotation, molecular function: protein heterodimerization activity. NCBI's taxonomy places the organism in Eukaryota, Viridiplantae, Streptophyta, Magnoliopsida, Fabales, Fabaceae.